UUGCACUAUAUCCACCUGCUCUCGCAGCCUAUAACACGAAUAACUCGUUAUAUAGCACACAACACUUUUAGGUCUUAAAAGCUCUUGAAAGAAAAGAGUUAAUUGAUUAGGGUCAAUUGAACUCGACGGAACUAGGAAGCUGAAGUGACCAUGGUGUCCUGUAUACGGAUGAUCCUGCCACUGCUAGUUAUAUUGUAUUUCAUCUCACUGGAUGUGAGCGCAAAUCAACAGACUAUUUACCGGAUCAAAGGGGACUUUGGUAGCCCUGUUUACAUCGAACUGGAAUCUAUUGGAUGCUUUCGUGAUCGACCUUCUCGCGCUUUACGCAACAUGUACGCAAACUUCCGCAGCAGUAUUAGAUGGCGUUCCUAUCCUGACACCAGUUAUAUGGUCAAAGCAUGCGCAGAGAGCGCCUACCAACACGCCUACCCUGGUAUGUUCGCUGUUCAGUAUUAUGGUGAGUGCUGGAGCGAUGGGUCAGCAGAGGAGCGCUACAACAUGUACGGUGUGUCAACGAACUGCGAGCACGGAGUAGGAAAAGACUGGGCGAAUAUGGUMUAUCGUUAUAAAGUCGUUCCCAAACCAACAUCCUGUCAUAUUAAUGGUAAAGUGUACAAUGAAGGUGACCAAAUGUUUCUCAAUAGCAACUCGACGUCGUGUAAGCUGUGCACGUGUAGCAAUGGAGAAGCAAAGAACUGUAAAGGACUUCACUGUGAGACAGAUUAUCGAACUUUAUGCCUCAAGUUGAAGUAUUUGCCGGGUCAAUGUUGCCCUGUAUGCGAAUGCUCCAACAACGGCCAAAUAAUGCCCGUUGGAAGCACAUGGUUGGCCCGUAAAGAUUCCACUUGUGCUGAAUGUACAUGUCAAGCCAAUAACGUCGCUAAAUGCUUCAUUAAAUCAUGCAAGUGUAAUGGAGAUUUAAUACCCAUUGAAAUUCCUGGAAAAUGCUGCCCUAAAUGUGUUGCUCCAACUACAGCUUCUCCAAGACCAGAAACAGUCCCACCAACAACAGAACGACCACCACCCAUUAUCCCUCCUCGACCUUUCAGCUGAUCAUUAGUAUUAGUCACGUCAUGUCAUGUAUAGGGUAUACAGAUUAUUUCAAUUGUAAUUACAGUAUUAAUAUAAACAGCUGAUUAAGAAGUGGAUGGUAUUUUUGUCUAUGUAAUUAAAAAAAACUCAUAAAUAAUAUUUAUAUAUAUCUCUAAGUUAAGUUAAAAAAUACUGGGGGAAAAACGGAUAAGAGGUUAGAUAUGUGGAACUAAAAGAACAGAGAAAAAAUUAGAUAUGUAUGGUUGUGGAAGUGUGAACGAUUCCAUAUAGCCUCUCUGUAGCCUGUGUAGCGGCCCUAUGUUUUUUUGUGAGGAGAGGUUUUGCGAGGAGUGGGGAUUCAGGCUAGUUUCUCUGUUGUACUUGUUUCCUAUCAUCUUUUUUAAACUAAAUAAAUAAUAAAUAAACUUA
Actinia tenebrosa (Australian red waratah sea anemone) is the source of this 1461-nucleotide messenger RNA. RefSeq lists its product as uncharacterized. Lineage: Eukaryota; Metazoa; Cnidaria; Anthozoa; Actiniaria; Actiniidae. Gene Ontology annotation, molecular function: protein binding. The record is from RefSeq and is a predicted model, not a curated record.